Molecule: messenger RNA, 1352 nt
Organism: Manis pentadactyla (Chinese pangolin)
Lineage: Eukaryota; Metazoa; Chordata; Mammalia; Pholidota; Manidae
Gene: PLPP2
Product: phospholipid phosphatase 2
Exons: 6
Coding region: 119-985 (288 amino acids)
Biological process (GO): phospholipid dephosphorylation; signal transduction; phospholipid metabolic process
Molecular function (GO): phosphatidate phosphatase activity
Source: RefSeq, a predicted model, not a curated record
GCCCCGCCGGGCCAGGCUCAGCGGCCAUGUGACCCCCGCGGCCCGGUCGGGACGCGACGGGACGGGACGCGCUGGGACGGACGUGGGGGUCGCGGGCGCGGCCAGGGACGGGGACGGCAUGGAGCGGAGGUGGGUCUUCGUGCUGCUCGACGUGCUGUGCGUGCUGGUCGCCUCGCUGCCUUUCGCCAUCCUGACACUCGUGAACACCCCAUACAAGCGCGGGUUCUACUGUGCAGAUGACUCCAUCCGCUACCCCUACCGUCCAGACACCAUCACCCACGGGCUCAUGGCUGGGGUCACCAUCACAGCCACCAUUGUCCUUGUCUCGGCUGGGGAGGCCUACCUGGUGUACACCGAACGUCUCUAUUCCCGCUCUGACUUCAACAACUACGUGGCUGCCGUCUACAAGGUGUUGGGGACGUUCCUGUUUGGGGCUGCAGUGAGCCAGUCGCUGACAGACCUGGCCAAGUACAUGAUAGGCCGUCUACGGCCCAACUUCCUGGCGGUGUGUGACCCUGACUGGAGCCGCGUCAACUGCUCAGUCUAUGUGCAGGUAGAGAAGGUGUGCAGGGGGAGCUCCACCAACAUCACCGAGUCCAGGUUGUCUUUCUACUCCGGACACUCCUCCUUUGGAAUGUACUGCAUGACAUUCUUGGCGCUCUAUGUGCAGGCGCGGCUCUGCUGGAAGUGGGCACGGCUGCUGAGGCCCACGGUGCAGUUCUUCCUGGUGGCCUUUGCCCUCUAUGUGGGCUACACCCGCGUGUCUGACCACAAACACCACUGGAGCGAUGUCCUGGUCGGCCUCCUGCAGGGUGCACUGGUGGCUGGCCUCACUGUCCGUUACGUCUCCGACUUCUUCAAGGUGCGGCCCCCGCAGCACUGCCUGCCAGAGGCAGAGCUGGAGCGGAAGCCCAGCCUGUCACUGACGCUGACCCUGGGCGAGGCUGGCCGCAGGCACUACGGGUACCCGGUCUCCUCCUCCUGAGGCUGGGAGCUGCUGGGCCAGGGCCCAUGUGUGCACACAACUGGCGGCUCAGGCUGUGGGCCGGUGUGUCUGUGGUCCCAGCAGGGCCCUUGCCUGUGAUGGUGACAGGGCUCUGGACAGGCUCCAGGUGCCCUAGCUGUUUCCAAGAGGGGGUUCCACUCACCCCACUGGUUGUGCACUGGACCAGGGAUCAGAGUGCCCAGGGCAGCCCCAGUAUUUGGAAGGGGGACCCUGUCCUCAUGAGCUCUCAGUUCUCUCCCCUUCUUUGGUUGGGCAGGAAGGGACCGAGAGAUGGGGUGGAUGUGUUUUAUACAAUGUAACCUAUAUGGGUUUUUAGUAAAAUAGGGCGUUUGCUUGACAAAUGUUA